This is a messenger RNA of Sclerotinia sclerotiorum 1980 UF-70, 1002 nucleotides long. RefSeq lists its product as hypothetical. Lineage: Eukaryota; Fungi; Ascomycota; Leotiomycetes; Helotiales; Sclerotiniaceae. Gene Ontology annotation, molecular function: zinc ion binding; quinone reductase (NADPH) activity. The record is from RefSeq and is a predicted model, not a curated record. The transcript has 3 exons. Bases 1 to 1002 code for a protein of 333 amino acids. Gene Ontology annotation, biological process: cellular response to oxidative stress. Gene Ontology annotation, cellular component: cytoplasm.
AUGUCUUCUUCAGCUUCCCCAAUCCCGCAGACUAUGAAAGGUGUUUUGAUUGAGAAGACCGGUGGGGUGGAGGUCUUGGAUUUUAAGACGGAUUUACAGGUUCCGGUGCCGAAGGAGGGAGAGCUUUUGGUGAAGAAUGAGUUUGUGGGGAUUAAUUAUAUUGAUACCUAUUUCCGCACUGGUCUCUACCAGUCCCCCAAGCCUGAAAUCCUCGGCCGCGAAGCCGAAGGUACCAUUGUCUCCCUAGGUCCCUCCACAACCACCAACCUCAAACCCAACGACCGAGUAGUUUACAUGGGAACCUCAACCUAUGCAGAAUACACCGUGGUCCCCGCAUCCAAAGUACACAUUGUCCCGUCUGAACUCUCUCCCGGCAUAGCAGCCGCCGCCUUUCUCCAAGGUCUCACAGCUCUAACCCUCAUUCGCGAAGCUUACCAUGUUCAACGCAAUGAUUGGAUUUUGGUUCAUGCAGCUGCUGGUGGUGUGGGUUUAUGGUUAUGUCAAUUGUUGAAGGUGGUAGGGGCGAGAGUUAUUGCAACGGCUAGUUCGAAAGAGAAAUUGGAGUUGGCGAAGGAAAAUGGGGCCGUGGUGGGCAUUAAUAAUAAGACAGAGGAUAUUGUGAAAAGGGUUCUUGAGAUUACAGGGGGUGAGGGAGUUCAAGCGGUUUUUGAUAGUGUGGGGAAGGACACUUUUGAGGGAGAUUUGGAGGUUACUGCUAGAAAGGGAACGGUGGUUAGUUUUGGUAAUGCGUCCGGCGCAGUCCCCCCAUUCCCAAUCUCCAAACUGUCAGCAAAAAAUCUCAAGGUUCUCCGUCCAACACUCUUCAACUACAUAGCCACUCGUGAAGAAUUCGAACGAUACUCUGCUGAGUUAUUUGAUUUUAUUAUUAAGGAUAAGUUGAAUGUGAGGAUUCAUGAAAUUUAUCCGUUGGAGGAGGUGAGAAGAGCACAUACGGAUAUUGAGGGAAGGGGGACGACGGGGAAAUUGUUGUUGAAGGUUUAG